Molecule: messenger RNA, 2540 nt
Organism: Bombyx mandarina (wild silkworm)
Lineage: Eukaryota; Metazoa; Arthropoda; Insecta; Lepidoptera; Bombycidae
Source: RefSeq, a predicted model, not a curated record
AUGAGCAAAAUGAAGCGACACAUCGAUGAACCGAAUAUGAGCGAUACCACAAUCCUCAUGAAAUUAGAGGAUUUGAUUAACAUAGCAAUGGGACCGCCUGAGAAAAACAUCAUUAAUUACAAAAUGAUUCAAACAGUAUUGCACAUAUUAGCACGUCAAAUGCGUAUGUUGGAAACUCACGUGGAAGUUAGGAUCAGGGAGCAUUCCCCUAUUAGGGAGAAGACUAAAAAGAAGAGAGAGGAUUUUUCAACUGAAAGCUCUUCUUCUAAGAGUCCUAAAAGUAAAAGGGCGGGCGAUGCCAAGGAAGAGGGCAGGAGAAGAAGCGGAUCUAGAAGGGGUUCUCGUGAGAGAGGGAAGGAAAAAGUUUUGUCCCCGCAGGGAAAAGAAAUAAAAGAUCAAAUCGAAGGUAGUGCUCCUAAAGAUAAAGACGAAAAAGGCGUAAUGUCUAAAGAUAAGAAAGGAAAAGACUCAGAAGCGGAUAAGUCGGCUGCAAAAGAUGACAAAUUGGAUAAAAAAGAAAAGAAAAAGCACGAAAAAGCAAAAGAAACCGGGAAAAAAGUUGAGAAAGUAAUGGGUAAAGAUAAAGAGGACGAAAGUGACAAAAAAGACGAUUCUUCCAGCCCGAGAGAUCAUGCUAAAACUGGACAAGUUCCUUCCACUACCAGUAUUGAAGUUACAGAGGUGGAGAGAGACAAAGAAAAAGUAUUAUUAGUGGAAAGGGGACCUAUUUUCAGAAUUGAGUCCCGUCCGCGUGUCGGGAGUAUCGAAGUUGUGACAAUAACCCAGUUCGCGAGAUUGGAAGCCGAGGUUAAAGACUUGAGAGCUUUAGCGUCACCACUGCCAACGCCCACGAUUCCGGAUAAUGAAAAAAUUAAGACAGGAAUUAUAAAGGGUACAGCCUCACUCACGGAGAUGAUGAAGACUAUGCAGGUGUCGGCGAGAAUUCAAGCCGCGGAGCAAGCGGUUAGUCGAAUGGCAGACUUAUUAACGCAGCUGGCAUCAGCAGGAGCCAUCCCCCAGGAGCUGGUAAAAGCUAUUCGGGACAUGAAGGCGGAAGCGGACCGGGCGGCCGCCGCUGGUGAGUCGGCAGGCGGUCCUAGGAAAUCUGUAGCGAUAGAAUCUGCAGACAGUCCAGAGUCUACUGCGACGCAGCCGUCGAAGAUGACCGAUACCAGACCGAGCGUGGAUUCCAAGACGUCUGCGACUUCUGUCACGGCGCAGCCAGUCACUCGGAAGGAGAUGGACGAAAUGUUAGAAAGCCUCAAAGAAGAAUUAAUGAAAAACAUGCAUCACAUGUCGGCGAAGGCUGCUUCUUCGGCAGAUACAGCCGCUUACACUGCGAAGAACGUUGCUGACAAGCUGGGAACAGCGUUAGCGGUCAAUACUCGCCUGAACACACUGCAUUCGCUUGUGGCCGAUUAUUCCGAGCAACUAUCGGGAUUCGAUGCCGGAUUGACAACUCAGAUGCAGAGCUUCAAAGAGCAAAUUGUUCAGAUCGAUUCGGAUCUCAAGAACGGAUUGAAACUAAUGGAAAAGGCCAACAAUAGUGGCGAAACAGCCGCUAUAAUGGAACUGACUGAGCGCUACGAGGGUCUCGUCUCCGACUUGGAACAGACUACUAGUGCUCAUCAGGGUCUCACCCAUACACAAGCGCAGCUUGAAGAUCAACUGCAAAAAAUGCUGGAAUGCAUUGAAAUGCUACGCGAGCAGAAGGCUGAUCGCGAUGAGGUUGCGGACGGUCUUAGGGAUAAGGCGGAUAUCUCACGGCUUGCGGGCUUGUUGUCCGAGUUAGACUUCGCACAGGCCCGAUCUGAACUCGAACGGCGUUUGGAGCUCUGCCAUGAAAAGUUCAACAAGCAGGAAGCGGUUUGGAUGGGCGCCAUCAGUGACCUCACAUCGGUCAUGGAGAGUAAGGCGCAGUUGAUGCAGCUACUGUCCACCAAAGAUGAAGUCCAGCAGCGUCUCGAGGAGCUGCAGGAGAAGCUGCGUAAGCUGGCCGUUUUACUUGGAGACCCGAAGGCGGCGAUGUUGACUCGCAAGCUGUGCCGCGAUGCGACGUGCGGGGCGUGCAUGGCGCCCGCGCUCAUGGAGCUUGAGGACGCCAACUUCGGAGCGCCUCCCCCCCUGCCCGCUCUGCAUCCGGCCCCCGCCGCCCCCACCGACGACAUAUGCUUCGACGACUUUAAGCCUGAAGAUCACAAAGCCCGUCACAUUUGUCACCGCUGGGUCGGCGGCUCUCACACUCUGAUCUCGGGUGCCAGCACGAGGGGGACAGCGCCCCCCGUGGGCCUCAACGCGGCUCCCACCAAGAAAUACACCGGCUACGGAAUGGACGGACGUUUGUAUAUGCUGGAAGAAGAGUUACUGCCGUGCUUGGAGUGCAAUGCUUUGAAUAUAGAAAAGGAGGAUGCGACUUCUGUGCCCGGUCCCCGCGAGACUGGGGCUGGAGACCAAGGGAGCAACCCACUCUUAACAAUACAACCAAAAACAGUGGAAAUUUAAAAUUGAGUUUAUUUUUUUGGAUAUGUUCAAUAAAAACG